AUAAGAAAACAAUAAGAUUUCGCGUCAUCUCGCUUAGCAAACGUAUGACUCACUGAGCAUCCAAAGGUGUGGGUGAUCUAUUCAUAAAUAUGACUAAAGAUUGAGGAAAAUGCAGGAGUGUCCAGUUAAAGUAGCAGUCAGGGUUCGCCCUCUGCUAGCCCAAGAGCGUCUUCAUCACCAUGAGUUAUGUGUGAAGGUCAACUCCAAGGCUAAUCAGAUAGUGGUUGGCAAGGACAGAGCUUUCACCUUUGAUCAUGUGAUGUCAUCAAAGACUUCUCAGGAAUCAAUCUAUCAAACCUGUGUCGACAACCUCAUCUCCAGUUUCUUUGAGGGUUACAAUGCAACAGUAUUUGCAUAUGGCCAAACGGGAUCUGGUAAAACAUUCACCAUAGGUGGCGCUGAUGUCAUCAACAUUCCUGAGAAUGAGCAAGGCAUUAUACCAAGGGCAGUAGGUCACAUCUUUGAUAAUAUCAGGAAUAACCACAACCGUGAUUUUACAAUCCAUGUGUCCUACAUCGAGGUUUAUAAAGAAGAUUUGAGAGACCUGCUGGAUAUGGAGACUAGCAGUAAAGAUAUGCAUAUCAGAGAAGAUGACCAAGGAAAUACAGUUAUUCUCGGUGCGUCAGAGGUCCCAUGUAGUUGUUUAGACGAUGUCCUACGUUGCCUGGAGAUAGGCUCCGCCCACAGACACACAGGAGCUACUAACAUGAACGAGCAUUCCAGUCGAUCACAUUCCAUCUUUACUAUCCUCAUGGACCAGAGAUGGAGGGCUAGUGCAAACUCACCCUCCUCCUCUCCUGUCAUCUCCCCUCGUGGCGAGGAUGAACUCUCCGACGAUGAUGACAGCCAGGACUACCAUUUCAUGUCAGCAAAGUUCCAUUUCGUUGACCUUGCUGGAUCAGAGAGGGCCCAUCGUACCGGCAAUGCAGGGGAGAGGUUCAAAGAGUCUGUGUACAUCAACAGUGGUCUGCUGUCAUUGGGUAACGUGAUUAGCGCCCUCAGUGACCCAAAGAGGAAAGCCACGCACAUUCCGUACCGUGAUUCUAAGAUCACACGACUCCUGAAGGACUCGUUGGGCGGGAAUGCCAAGACGUGCAUGAUCACGUGUAUAAGUCCUUCAGCCGUGAAUUUUGACGAGACGCUGAAUUCGCUGAAGUAUGCAAAUAGGGCUCGGAAUAUCAAGAACAAACCAAUCGUGAACAAGGACAAGCAGGCGACCCGAAUAGCUGAAAUGCAGACCGAGAUACAGGCUUUAAGGGACGAACUACAAAGGCAUAGACUGACAACAGCUAACACUGAAUCGGGACUAGAUACAGUACGAGUGCAAGAUCUGGAAGAGCAAAUUGCUAGAUAUCGGAAUGAGCUGUCUCACUUCCGGGUCUGCACCGACGAGGCCUCCAAGAUCUUCUCUGGCUUCCAGAGCAGUGAUCGUCUGACCAAAGCCCAGCAGACCGCGGUCAAUAACUGGAUGGACCUGGCCAAUGAGAUGAAAGAUGCCCUACGGUCGGCCACGCCCCUUGACCCCGCCCAGUUUGGACCGGUAGAAGGGCAGGAGAAGAUCUGGGAGUUAGAAAGCAAACUCAAACAGGCAUUGGCUGAUCUAGCGAGUGAUGAACAGAUAUUUGCUGAUAAGAGAAGAGAAAAUGAAGAUCUUUUAGCCAGACUCCAAGAUAUGGAAUCUGAAAGAGACCGUUGCUCCAACGAACUGGAGAGGGCGCUAGAUAAUGUUCGUCGUCUAGAGGGCGCUCUCAUUGAACAGCAGACUAAAAUCACAGAGCUUCAGUCCCAGUUAGGUCAUGAGAGUGUUGGUGGUGGAGGUUUCGAGCUGCCCCUAGCUACCAGUAGAAGAGCUAUGUCAGUACCUCCUCAUGCAAUGAGGACCAAAUCAGCCUCGGGGAGUAACACAGCGAGGGAUAAAGUUAGACCAGAGUCAAGGAGACUGCAUACCAGUCCACCUUUGUUCUCUCUUGAAAGGAUAGUCCAAGGUUUCCGAGCGAGAAGCCAACUUCUCAUCCGGCAGCUUGAAGACAACGAUGCCGUCCUUCAGGAGAACCUCACAGACAGCAGUGGACCGGAAGACUCGGAUACAGAAAAUAAGGCGUUGGGUCAGACAUGGAGUAAAGAAGAGAGAGGAGGGUCUACUGUAUCCUCAGCCAGACAGAGAAGAAGAACCCAUGUCAUGAAUAACAAAGCUACAAAUAGUACCAUGGUCAAGUCCAGGUCAGACCAGGACAUUCCUUCUGAGGACGUUGACCUGAGGUCAAGCGUCGAGGCGGGUCAAGAGCGUGUGAAGGCAUCCCAGAGGAACAUGCAGGAAUCCCAUCAGAAACUGAGGGAUCUUACAUUGAAUAUCAGAUUGAAAGAAGAACUGAUCCGUGAGUUGGCCAAGACAAGUAAAGAAUCUGAGGCGGCCAACAAGAAAUACUCCAACAAAAUCAAACAGUUGGAAAAGGAUGCACAGAAAGCAAGGCAGGAAUUGGUCGAAGCAAGACGACACCUCCAUGACCUGGGGUCAAAGGGCGAGAUGGAAACAAAGGAGAAGAACAAAUUAGAAGAUGAAUAUCAGAAGAAGAUGGAGAAAGCACAUUCAAAGGUCAAAGAACUUAUGAAAAAACAACAGGAAUCUGAGAGAGUUCUUAAGUUGCAGACACAGAGAGAGAAGAAAAUUGAAGAUCUUGAGAUCAACGUUGGUCGGAUGAAACAACAUCAAGAGCUACUACAAGCUAGGCUAAAAGAAGAGGGUGAAAGAAAGCUGAAACUUGAGAGAGAUCUCCAGAGAGAUCAGCAGAGAAUAAAAGAACUUGAGAUAAAGAACGAACGACAGCAGAAGAUACUCAAAAGGAAAACUGAAGAGGUCGCUGCUGCUCAGAGAAAGUUACGCGUUGGUAGCGGUCACACAGCAGACCAUGAUAAGAUAGAGGAGCAGCGAAAAUGGCUUGACACAGAGGUUGAGAAGGUGCUUCAGAGGAAGAAAAAAAUGAAAGAAUUAGAAGAGGAGCUGAAGAAACGUGAAAUGAAUCUUGCCAAGAAAGAACUGAUGCUAAGAGAGAGAGGUGAAUUAGAGAUGAAGAAACUGAGAUCAAGCCAGUCAAUAUCAAGGGAUAUGACCGAUUUGGCAUCACAGUUGCAGUCCGUGGAGAGAGAGAUUGAGGAGAAGAGCAACACGCUGAGAGUGAGUUUAGAUGCUCAGAAACCAGUGAUAGGCAAAGAGAUACAGGGACUCAAGGCUGAAAGAGAGAGGCUUCUUCAACAGAGGAUCCAGCUUGAUGAAAAACUUCAACAUGGAACACUUCUAUCAGCUACUGAAGAAAGAAGAUUGAUAGAGUUAGAUGAAGGUGUGGAAGCACUAGAGGCAGCCAUUGAUUAUAAGAAUGACAUCAUAUCGACAAAGAAGAAAGAAUUACGGAAGAAUGACCUUACACAAAGUGAAGCGAUGUUAGUGAGUCGUCUGAACAGUCUUGCCCCCAAUGAGACCAAGAGCCUUCUUGCCAAGUACUUUGAAAAGGUUGUUGACCUUAGAGAAGGAGACAGAAGAAAAGAGUUAGAAAUCAGUGAAUUAGAGAUGAAGUUAGAUGAGAGGGAGAGGGUUAUACGAACAUUGGAGGGCUCCCUCAGGAGUGCCGGGAUGGAGAGUGAGCAGAGAUUGAUAGAACAACAGAAGGAUUAUGAGAAGAAGGUCCAGAUGCUGAUGAGAGAAUUACAGGGAGAAGGAGAUGGAGGGUUUGCUGUGGAACACAAGCUGAAGGAAUUGGAAAAGGAUCUGUUUUAUUACAAGAAGACAAGUAGGGAAUUGAAGAAGAAACUGAGAGAAUUUGUACAUGCCAGUACCAGUUCAAGUAAUGGACAUGAAGAUGCCAAAGGUCACCAAAGUGCUCGUGGGAUACCAGCGCAUGGAGGAGACGCUAUACCAAGGGAGGCCACGCCCGUAAGGAAGUCAAGGAGGGAGGUCCGAGAGCUGAGUGAAGCUGAAGUUUCCCUCAGAAAAUCAUCAGCAAGUCAGCGGUCGUCCAUGAUAGCUGAUUCUAUCGAGAGUGGAGCCAGUCAUGGAAACAACCCAUGGAACUAGAGUAAUGUGCCUUUCUAAUUCUCAAGCAAUGUCAGGUGCUUAUCAUCUUUUCUUCAUUAGAUUAAACCGAUUGGAUACCGGAACCGACCAGUCCCCACACAAAGUCUUUGGGAUUCACAAGAUUAAAUAGCGAACAGAUUAAUCCAUUGCCAACUGGGACCUGGUGAUCCGUGUACAAAGCCUAUGUGAAUCACAGAAUUCAGUAAUCAAUAGGUUAACCUACUUCCUAUUGGAACCAGGUGAUAUCUGUACAAAGCCUAUGUGAAUCACAGAAUUCAGUAAUCAAUUGGUUAACCUACUUCUAUUGGAACCAGGUGAUAUCUGUACAAAGCCUAUGUGAAUCACAGAAUUCAGUAAUCAAUAGGUUAACCUACUUCCUAUUGGAACCAGGUGAUAUCUGUACAAAGCCUAUGUGAAUCACAGAAUUCAGUAAUCAAUAGGUUAACCUACUUCCUAUUGGAACCAGGUGAUAUCUGUACAAAGCGUAUGUGAAUCACAGAAUUCAGUAUUCUGGCUCAAAAAAUUAGCAACAGUACCUUGAUGCAGAAAAUUGCCAAAUCAACAAUGGGGGAUUUCAAGUCUGGUGUUGGCCUUGGUGUUGGUGUUGAAAUUUGGAUUGCUUCCCCUAGCUCCAGAACUUAUUCAGAGUUUGUAAAA
Molecule: messenger RNA, 4723 nt
Organism: Lytechinus variegatus (green sea urchin)
Lineage: Eukaryota; Metazoa; Echinodermata; Echinoidea; Temnopleuroida; Toxopneustidae
Product: kinesin-like protein KIF27
Exons: 33
Coding region: 110-4066 (1318 amino acids)
Biological process (GO): microtubule-based movement; mitotic spindle organization
Molecular function (GO): microtubule binding; ATP binding; microtubule motor activity
Source: RefSeq, a predicted model, not a curated record